Messenger RNA from Stegostoma tigrinum, 1148 nucleotides. It is a transcript of the gene ufc1, whose product is annotated as ubiquitin-fold modifier conjugating enzyme 1. Gene Ontology annotation, biological process: protein K69-linked ufmylation. The coding region runs from base 42 to 548 and encodes 168 amino acids. Gene Ontology annotation, molecular function: UFM1 conjugating enzyme activity. Lineage: Eukaryota; Metazoa; Chordata; Chondrichthyes; Orectolobiformes; Stegostomatidae. Gene Ontology annotation, cellular component: cytoplasm. The transcript is spliced from 6 exons. The record is from RefSeq and is a predicted model, not a curated record.
GCCAGCUCCGCGCUUGCGCAGCCCGCUCUCCCUCCGGGAACAUGGCGGACGAGGCUACCCGCCGCAUCCUGAGUGGCAUCCCGCUGCUGCGAACCAACGCUGGCCCGCGGGACGCUGAGCGCUGGCGGGAGCGCCUUAAGGAGGAGUACCAGGCGCUCAUCAAGUACGUGGAAACUAACAAGCAGGCCGAUAAUGACUGGUUCAGAUUGGAGUCGAACAAGGAUGGAACACGGUGGUUUGGUAAAUGCUGGUAUAUCCAUGAACUUUUGAAAUACGAGUUUGACAUCGAGUUUGACAUUCCCGUCACGUACCCUACAACAGCUCCAGAGAUCGCUGUGCCAGAGCUGGAUGGCAAGACGGCGAAAAUGUACAGAGGAGGGAAGAUCUGUCUGACGGAACACUUCAAACCUCUGUGGGCACGCAAUGUUCCCAAGUUCGGGUUGGGCCACCUGAUGGCCCUGGGGUUAGGACCCUGGCUUGCUGUGGAAAUCCCAGAACUGAUCAACAAAGGGCUCAUCCAGCACAGGGAAGGGCCGGACAAGAACUAGGAACGGACUGAAGCAGCGGACAGUCGUUGCUGGGGUUGGGGGUGGACGUUUUGUUGGAGGGAGACUUGAGGAUGGAUGUGCGGGUCGACCACUGAAACCAUCGCGCACCGCUUCCUGCUGGACCUCCGCCCAGUUCCAUCAGCUCUGCGAACCAUUCUGGACUUGAAACAGGUCUUUUUCGCCUCCCCUUCUGCCUCCCCAGGGUCCCCUUCUGUCUCUCUCUCUCUCUCUGUCCCUUGCUCAAACGGAGGGUUCCCCCCAUCCACCAAGAAGUGGUCUCUCCCUGCGAUGUGGGUGCACCCGUGCAUUUGGAAAUGGCAAGCUGUAACCCUCUCCGUCUCUCCCCCCGCAUUCUUCCCCCUCCACUCGGAGAGGGUAGGAUCUCUCUCUGCAGACUACAGGAGGAUGGGGCAAGGGCGAAGCAAGCACUAGGCUGGGGAAAAAAAGGAUUGCGUGGCGCUCCUGCUACUCAGGAGGGGUGCGGCUGUCUGGGAGUGUGAGCAGAGAGAGGGGCAGGCAGCAAUUGGGCAGGGUGGAGAAUGUAAUAUAUAAAGUAUAUGCCAGAAAUGAAUGUAAUAAAACUGGACAGAUCGCUCCCUG